UCUUUGGUCUGUCUGUUUAAAUUACCUCUGAAAAGACCAGAAAGUGUGUCAUGAAACUUAUUGUAGAAGAAUGCAAGUUCAGUACUUCCUGCAAUACUCGGUGGUGUUCUUCCUGCAUUCCUUAAAAGAAGAAGGGGCGUGUUGUGGCUGGUUUGGAGCUGUUGUAAGUUUGUUGUCAAUGAGGAAGUGCCUGUGACAGGUCCAGGAGGGCCGACGAAGGUGUGGCUUCACAAGAACAGCAGCACAGCAUGCAGGUAGACAGCAUAAAGACUGAUAAGAGCACAGAUCUGCUCUGUUACAGUGACUGUCUACGCUUGGACAAUGACGCGAGCACUCCUAUUGUGGGUCCUCAUCCUAAAUGCCUCACUCAAGCCCUCAGAGAGCCAUGGUCCUGAGUUUGGAGACGGGAAAGACUAUGAGGUGGUCCAACCUGUCAGACUUCACACAGUGCGAAAGAGACAAGCUGAGCACCUCAGACCUCAGACUAUUAAUUAUGCAAUGACUGUGGGAGGAAAAGACAUUGAAAUGCAACUAGAAAAAAAUAAUGAAUUACUCACCAAAGACUACACUGAGACGUACUACCAAGAAGAUGGGACUCCAGUCACCACAACACCAACAGACAUUGAUCACUGCUACUAUCAUGGGAGGAUUGUGAACGACAGUGAAUCGUCUGUUAGCAUCAGCACUUGUGAUGGACUCAGGGGUUACUUUAGAACGUCUGCCCAGAGGUACCUGAUAGAGCCUCUGUCUGGUGACGAUGAAGGAGAUCAUGCAGUGACAACAUUUAAUGAGAAGAACUUCACACCUGCAGUGUGUGGUGUCACCAACACCACCUGGAGCGAUGACUACGAACCUCCAACAGGCCGCAGUCGCUCCAGAUCAGCGGGUAUUUCUAUUGUCCAGCAACAGAAAUACAUCGAGCUCUUCCUUGUUGCUGACAACCGUGAGUAUGUGAAGAUGAAGAGAGAUCAGACGGUGCUAAGAAAGAGGAUAUUUGAAGUUGUCAACUUUGUCAACAUGGCAUACAAACCCCUGAGAACCUUCAUUGCUCUGGUGGGAUUGGAGGUCUGGUCCAAUGGUGAUUUGAUAACGGUGACACCCCCUGCUGGGGCCAACCUGGAUGCUUUCAGAACAUGGAGGAACACUGAGCUUGUGAAGAGGAAAAAACAUGACAACGCACAUCUCAUCAGUGCUAUUGACUUUGAGGGAGCCACUGUGGGUCUAGCUUACAUUGGGACUCUCUGUUCGGGUCACUCUGUCGGGGUCGUACAGGAUCACAAUGACCGUGCAAUUGCAGUGGGAGCAACCCUGGCCCAUGAGAUGGGCCAUAACUUGGGCAUGGACCAUGACGACUCCAGAACUUGUGCUUGUUCAGGGGAUAGCUGCAUCAUGGCUGCAGCCCUCAGCUGGAACGUUCCUCGGACUUUCAGUAGCUGCAGCAGCAACCAGUAUGAAAAAUACUUGACAAACCGCAGCCCCAGCUGCCUGCUGGACAAACCAGACUACAAGAGUGUAGUGGCUCCUGCAGUGUGUGGGAAUGGUUUUAUGGAAAAUGGAGAGCAGUGUGACUGUGGCACUGUGGAGGAGUGCACCAAUCCAUGCUGCAAUGCCACCACCUGCAUGUUGAAGGAGGGUUCGCAGUGCGGGGACGGCGAGUGUUGUGAAAACUGUCAGAUUUCGCCUCGCUCCAGAGAGUGUCGCAAGAAGCAGGAUGACUGUGAUAUUGCAGAGUUCUGUGAUGGGAACAGCGCCACCUGUCCUGAGGACGUGUUUGCUGUGAACGGGCUCCCGUGUGAUGGAGGUCUGGGUUACUGUUUCAACGGUCAGUGUCCACAGAGGCCAGGCCAGUGUGUCAAGAUGUUUGGAUCAGGUGCUGUCGAGGCCCGUGCGUCCUGCUAUAACCAGAACAAGAGAGGAGUCUUCUACGGCUUCUGCAGACGUCCAUCAAGGGACCAGUACAUACCCUGUCAGCAAGAGGACGUGUUCUGUGGAAAGCUCUUCUGCUGGAACGGCAAUGAAAAUCCAAACUAUGGCCGCAUGGUCACGGUGUUAGAAUGCAAGGCGGCUUUCUUUGAAGACUACACUAAAGACUACGGCCAGGUGGACACAGGGACGAGAUGUGGAGAUGGAAAGGUGUGCAGCCAGAAUCAGUGUGUGACUCUUGAGACGGCCUACCGAAACAUUAACUGCUCUGCUAAAUGCCCAGGCCAUGCUGUCUGUAAUCACAGAAGUGAGUGUCAGUGUGAGCCUGGCUGGAUGCCUCCUUACUGUGAUUCAGAGGAUGGAGCCUUCAGUUCUCUUUCUACAGGAGCAACUGUUGCCAUCAUAGUAACGGUUAUAUUAGUGCUUCUGGGUGCCAUUGCUGCUGCAGUGGGGAUAAUCUGGAAGAAACGACAGAGUCCCCUCUUGCCAACAACACAGACACAGAGGAAGCCCGUCCUUAGCAGCUCUGCUGGCCACCUGAACAAAGUGCCAAGUCAGCCCAGGCCAGUCAAACAGGCUGGAAGGCCAAAACCCAAAGGAGCUCCACCUCCACCACCCCCUGCAGGAAACAGACCCAAACCCCAGAGUCAGAACUACAUUGCUGCACGUCAGGCUCUGAGGCCGGUACCUCCACCAAAGGUCUGAUGUCUGACACAGGGGCAAAUAUGAGCGAAUCACUGGAUGCAUACCUUUGUCUUCUGUCUUCUGCUGCUGGAAAUCCAGAGAAGCAGACAUUUAACAGUUUUUUUACUGCAAUGCUGAAAUAUCAAGAGAGACAUACAUCUGACAGGAUGGAGAGACUGGACUCUAGAUGUUACUGGAAUGACAUGCUCUGAGGACUUCAAUGCAGGGAUUCGCUUUAAGUUAUAUGUCACUAUUUUAUACUGUAAAGUUAGAGUUGGUAGUGAUAUCUUUAAUUUUCACAGUAAUGGUCUGACUGUGUCGACAUGACUGAAUUUAGCUGUCAAAUGAUGUUCAGCAUCUUCCUGAUAUUUUACGGUUGUUUUUUUUAGAAUCCUGAUAAAUAUCCCAAACUGCUCUGACUAAUUGGAGUGAUGGUCAAAAAUUGCCUACACUGAAGGGCGUUGAAGUGCAACGGAAUAGAAAUACUAACUGCAAUUAUCCUGUCGCUCACAAGUUCUGUCAUACGUUACUUGUCUGUCUCAAGGCAAACCUUCUUGAAAAUACAACAAAAUCACUGACUGAUUUGAAGUCAUAUUUAUGAAGAUAGAUGGAUAGAUACAUGGGUUUUCUCCAGGUUCCUCCCACAGUCCAAAAACAUGCUGAGGUUAAUUGAUAAUUCUAAUUUGCCCAAAGGAAUGAAUUUGAGUGUGAUUGUUUGUCUCUAUGUGUAGUCCUGUGAUAGACUGCUACCUGUCCAGGUGUCCCCUGCCUUCACCCUCAGUCAGCUGGGAUAGACUCCAGCCCCACUACAACCCUAAUGAGGAUUAAGUGGUGUAUAGAGAAUGGAAGCAUGGGUUUGGACUAAUAUUGUUACAGACUUGGUUCAUGUAAAUAUAUAUAUUUUUCUGCGACUUCUCUCACACAAGUUCACUGUGUGAACGUGUAUACAAUGUAAAAAAAAAAAAAAAAAAGGACGACUUCUUGUAGAGGUUUCACACCAGCGCUGGGUAUGAUGAUAACCAAAAUCUACUAAAUACCCCACAGUGAUACUACAGGCAGCAAGAGUUUCACAUUACUGUAAUAAUUUUAUUGUUUUACUUGUGUUUCUGUGUUUUUCGUGUUGGGGGCAGCAGAACAGUCUGUAAACAGCUGGAAGUCAAUGCCUGACCCAUCAGAAUCAGCCGAUCUUUUAUGUUCACUACCUUUAGUAUAUUUGAUGAAGCAAUGCAAAAUAUGACCUUCUGACUAUGAAUAUUUUCUAAGCUGCAGACCUUAGAAGUACAUAAGAGUGGGAUAAAACGUCAUGUUAAUGUUUUCAGCAUUUUUGAGCCCUCAUGGCAUCAUAAGUACAGGAAAUGCAUACAUGAAAUUUCAGGUAGGAACUGCAGUCAAAUUAAUCUUAAGUGAACUUCAGGUGUCAUGUUCCAAAGCGAGGAAGUUUGUUUGGCACUUUUUUUUUCUAUAACCAACUCUGAGCAUCAACAUUUUGGGAUAUAUUCUUGUUACAACCACAAAACUGUAUAACAUAAAGUCAUAGAAACAAGCAUCAGUACUCUGGAUGUGCUGUCUGACAAUUCACUGGCGAAAACAUUAAAAAGUGAAUUUUGGGUAAACUCUGAAGAGUCAAAUCAUCAUGUGGGUAGGUGUUCAGUUAAAACAACUUAUGCUGGUGUGCUAGUGCUUGUAUCUAAGACUAUGUCAUGGACAUUGAGCUAGUGCAGUUUUGCUAUUGAAAUAAAGGCACUAAGUUGGGUAUAUAAAAAUUGUGCUUAAAAGACAGUACAAGGAGAGAUUUUGGUUUUUGAUUGUGGCUCCUGGAGUGGAUGUAAAAUUGAUAUGACUGCCAGUUUCUUAAAGAGCUCAAAUGUGUUUUUUUGUCCAUGAAAAUUUCAUACUUCUAUCUCCUUUACAUGUGAAGUGAUGAAGGCCCAAAAAUGAUGAAAUAAUUAAUUUAAAAGCACCAACUUUUGAUCUAUGUUUUUAAAGGCAAACUUGGAAAAAUACUCAUAGUAUGAAGGUAAUGUAUUACAUGGCUUCAGAUGUUAUUAUACACAAAAAACUGCUGAUUCUGAGGGGUCAGGUGGGAACAUUUUCCGCUUUUGGUCAACUGUAUCUUGAAUUAUCCAAAUUUGUCCUACUGAUAUUUCAAUAUUAAAACGAGACCUUAUUUAAAAAGUUGAUCAGAAUUAAGAGAUCAAUGUUUGGACUUUAUGGAGACAUUUUUAAAUGAACUGUCAUAAUGAAGACAAGCCAAAUAAAACACUGCAUUUGAAUUUUA
This is a messenger RNA of Acanthochromis polyacanthus (spiny chromis), 4885 nucleotides long. RefSeq names its product zinc metalloproteinase-disintegrin-like batroxstatin-1. Gene Ontology annotation, molecular function: metalloendopeptidase activity. Gene Ontology annotation, biological process: proteolysis. NCBI's taxonomy places the organism in Eukaryota, Metazoa, Chordata, Actinopteri, Pomacentridae. The transcript has 22 exons. The record is from RefSeq and is a predicted model, not a curated record. Bases 322 to 2628 code for a protein of 768 amino acids. Gene Ontology annotation, cellular component: plasma membrane.